Messenger RNA from Rubroshorea leprosula, 1342 nucleotides. NCBI's taxonomy places the organism in Eukaryota, Viridiplantae, Streptophyta, Magnoliopsida, Malvales, Dipterocarpaceae. The record is from the annotation of a GenBank genome assembly.
GAGGAAAAGGAGACAAGUAAAGACAAUGAUAGUGAUGAAAGCUCAUGGGGUGAUCCAGAUCAUAAGUAAAGGGUUUGGUGCUAUUCUCAUCCCUGGUGAUGAUAAAGUUUUGUCCAAACCUAAAGAGGCUAAAAGGGUGGAGGCCUUGGUAGUGAACAUGGAAGAAGCCUUGGUAAAUCUCGAAGUUCGUCGAAAAAUUCUAGCCAGCAAAAUAGGUGAGCCUCCACUUCUUGACAACAUACUUAGUGUUGUUGACUCUAUCAUUGAUUGGAGUGACCCUAUAUCCUUCACAACCAAGUCGGUGAAGAAGGCUAAAGCCAGCGAAGCUCCACCACAAAAGCCUACUACGGCUAAGGAGGCUAAGGGGUGUGUGAAGCCGCGUCUCAUUAGUGAACUACCUCCUUUGAGGGCUGGUGACUUUGAAUUAGUUCUCCGGGGAUUUAUACUGAAGAGGAAACUGAUGUUGCCACCAAUGAGAAGGGGCAAGGCCAAGGUUGUAGUUGGUGUUAGUAAAGAAAAGGGGAAGAAGGUCACGAAGGUAAUCAACUUUGAUUCCAACAAAAGCAGUAAUGACAAAUCAAGUGUUGACGACGCCUCAUUUGAAAGUGAGAAUGGUUCCAAACAAAGAGGCAAAUACAUAGGUUUCCAAGACAGUAUUGACAUAAAUAGGGCUGCCCCCGAAGAAUUUGAAUCGGAUGUGUGUGAUGCUACAAAGAAAUCUAUCUCUAAUAAAAGCAUAAUGGAUGCUGGUGCACCAAUCAUGGGCUUAGCGAAGAAGGUCGUUGGCCCCAAUGAGGUCGAGCAUAGUGGUCAGUCGUCCUCGGCUCCAACUAAGUCAGGUGAGAUCGAUGACUCUGCCAUGAGGUUACUCAAGAAUCUUGACGAGAUGAAUGAGGAUAAGGAUAUUUCAUUGGCUCGAUUUAACUCAAUGCCCAUGGGUGGCUCCAAAGCCAAGAAAGUGGUGGUCGAGGACACCUUCUCAAUUCUUUAUGCGACCAUGCGAUACAUGGAGGUAACCCCCUUUGCUAAAAUGAACGAGGAUUUCUUCUAUUUGUGUAGGGAUGCCAUUGACGAUGCUAAAAGUAUAAACUUCAAAGUCAACAUUAUUCGCACACAUUUGUCAAAUGUGGCAAAGGCAUACCUCGAGAAGACUGAGUUUGGCACAACCAGAGGUGACAUGGCUGAGAGCUUGGAUGGGCAGAUUAAGGAGUAGGCAAAACAUAUUGAAGAGAUGGAGAAGUUUUUGGCUGAGACAAAAGAGCUUAUCCUCAAGUUGAAAGAAGGGCUAGCGUCAGCCAAGGCAUAUCUAGGAUCGCUCAAUCAAGAAAAGAAGCGUCUGAAU